This is a messenger RNA of Zerene cesonia (dogface butterfly), 1576 nucleotides long. Its product is annotated as tRNA pseudouridine(38/39) synthase. Lineage: Eukaryota; Metazoa; Arthropoda; Insecta; Lepidoptera; Pieridae. The coding region runs from base 71 to 1540 and encodes 489 amino acids. Gene Ontology annotation, molecular function: pseudouridine synthase activity; RNA binding. The transcript has 9 exons. The record is from RefSeq and is a predicted model, not a curated record. Gene Ontology annotation, biological process: mRNA pseudouridine synthesis; tRNA pseudouridine synthesis. Gene Ontology annotation, cellular component: nucleus; cytoplasm.
AUUCGAAUUAAAUUCAAUGAACAUUGUUUACAAUUUUGUACACUGAUUAUUUAAACCAUAUUGCGUCAAUAUGGAAAAAUUGCCCCCAAAAUCAAAGAAAAAUAAAGUUGUCACAAGGGAAGAACUACUAAAUCUAAAUAAGGAAGAUCUUGUGGACAGAAUUAUACAACUAGAAGCUCACAAUACGCAAUUGAGGAAUGUUAUUAGUAGGAAUAAAGCAGAGAAUUCUGAAAAUGUUGAUGGGAGUAAAAGAAAAUUUGAUUUUACAAAAUGCCACUAUCGCAAAGUGUUUCUCCGUAUACUCUACUUCGGCUGGGAUUACCAAGGCCUAGCGGUGCAGGAAGACUCCGCGCAGACCAUAGAACAUCAUUUAUUUCAUGCCCUGAUAAAAUCUUGCUUAAUAGAGAAGAGGGAAACAUCGCAGUACCAUAGAUGCGGUAGAACGGACAAGGGCGUCAGUGCUUUUGGCCAGGUCAUUUCUAUAAGCCUUAGAAGCAGGUUUCCGCCGUCAGAACAAACAAACUGUAAUACUGAGAUGCCCUAUUGUAAAAUAUUGAACCGACUACUGCCUAAAGACAUAAGAGCAAUUGCCUGGAUGCCUGUUCCUAAUGACAGGCUAGAUUACAGUGCUAGAUUCGACUGCAAAAAGCGACAAUACAAGUAUUAUUUUCCAAAAUCAUCACUAAACCUGCUUGCGAUGCGCGAAGCGUGCUCGCAUCUGAUUGGCUCGCACGACUUCCGCCAUCUUUGCAAAAUGGACGUCGGCAAUGGCGUCACGGAGUUUAGGCGGGAGAUUUUGACAGCUGACAUUGUUGCCAUAGAUAAAAAUGAUAUGGACAAACCUACAUCAAUGUAUACUCUUUUAAUAGAAGGCAAUGCAUUCCUUUGGCACCAAAUUCGUUGUAUUAUGGCGGUGCUUUUACUGGUGGGGGAGGGGAAGGAAGCACCGAGUGUGGUCACUGAGUUGCUUGACGUUGAAACACACUCAAGGAAACCACAGUAUCACAUGGCUUUAGAUCUACCGUUAAACUUAUUUAAGUGUACGUAUGAUGUAAAAUCGGAUUGGAUAUACGAUAUGAGUGAACUGAAAACGAUAAUAUGCGAUCUACAGAGUAUGUGGACCUUGCACUCUAUCAAAACAACUAUGAUCAGAGAUUGCAUUGAAGAAUUACAGAAUGUAAGACAAAUGAUAGGCGAAAAUACAAGUGAAAAAGAGACGGCAUGCAAUAAAAGCGAUAUGAAUAAAGAAUACAAUGAAAACAGAGAUAGCAAUAGUGGAAUGAACGUAUGCGUGACAGAGACGCAAGAUGUUGCAAAUAACAAACUCGUAAAUGAUACUACAAAUGAUGUUUGCGAGAAAGGGACAGCAGAUACAAAAUAUUCUGAGAUAGAAAGAGACAGUGUGGUAUCGUAUACAGAAUGUUUAAUUCAAGGCGUGAAAGCUAGAGUUUAUACGCCUCUAUUAAAACGGGAGAAAUGUUCGAGCUUAGAAGAAAGAAUAGAGUAUUAUAAGAAGAAAAGAAAAAUAAUGGAUAAUUGAAUUAUCUUUUUUUUGCAAAUAAACAAUUUAAAAUGC